AUGGCGCAGGUCACUAUGCAAGACUUGAAAGGGCACGGUCAGUCGAUUGCUAGGCUGUACCUAACUGGCGACUACUCUGAUCUCACCAUUGUUUGUGGCGACGACCGGUAUAAAGUCCACAAGGCAAUCAUCUGCUCUCGCUCACCGUUCUUCAAAAAGGCAUGCGAUGGAAAUUUCGAGGAAUCCCAGACGAGCGAGGUCAAACUUCCUGAUGAUGAUCCUGUCGCUGUACACAUGAUGGUCAGAUACUUGUAUUUUCAAAAGUAUACACCGCCUCUGCUAAGUACAGAUGCUUCGACGGUCAAGGCAGAGCUGUCUCCGACUAUCAGCGGCGCCAAAAGAAAGAAAGACAUAGAGCAGUGGGGGGCGUCCUUUGCCGGAAAUAAGCGGAUGAAGGAGCAGGAUGGUCGACCAAGUAACAACAAUUCCAGUCCUAGUGCGACGUCUUUAUCUUCCGACUCCGUCCAUCCUACAAGACAAUCACUGUUCUCGAUUGGUACACAGCCCUCUGCUUCGCCUGCACCGGUCCAUUCCACAACUUUCCUGUUCGGGAGUGGCACAAAGCCAGCCCAACUCUCUACAUUUGGCUCGCCUUCUGUACAGUUGACACCCAAUCCUCCUCUGCCACCAGGAUCCAACGACGCUCCUUCAGCAAACCUGUGUCUACAUGCCAAGGUCUAUGCUCUGGGAGAAAAGUAUGGCAUCGAGCAUCUGAAGAUGUUCGCGCUCCGAAGUUUCGAGGCCGAGGUUGAACUCCAUCUCCAGAGCAAAGACUUUCUGUCGGCGAUCGAAGAGGCCUACACUUCGACGGUCGAAGAGGAUCGAGGACUACGGGACGCAAUUGUCAAGACAAUGAAGAAGCACAAGGACUUGCUCAAGAAACCCUCAGUACAAGCCAUCGUCAAAAACACUCAGCUCGGAUACGAUCUUUUGAUGAAUUUUGCCUCUGUAUCAGAGGAGAAGUAA
This is a messenger RNA of Fusarium sp. VM40, 966 nucleotides long. The record is from the annotation of a GenBank genome assembly. NCBI's taxonomy places the organism in Eukaryota, Fungi, Ascomycota, Sordariomycetes, Hypocreales, Nectriaceae.